Adelges cooleyi (spruce gall adelgid) is the source of this 1625-nucleotide messenger RNA. RefSeq names its product mediator of RNA polymerase II transcription subunit 26 (gene MED26). Gene Ontology annotation, molecular function: transcription coregulator activity. The coding region runs from base 1 to 1011 and encodes 336 amino acids. Gene Ontology annotation, biological process: regulation of transcription by RNA polymerase II; positive regulation of gene expression. The record is from RefSeq and is a predicted model, not a curated record. The transcript is spliced from 4 exons. Lineage: Eukaryota; Metazoa; Arthropoda; Insecta; Hemiptera; Adelgidae. Gene Ontology annotation, cellular component: mediator complex; nucleus; core mediator complex.
AUGCAGAAGACUUUUUUCGACAUAAAACAUAGGUUAUUGAGCGCAUUGGACGAUGAAUACAAUGUUACCGACAUGUCUACAGUGUUUGAAGUCAUUUCAACCCUUGAACAACUUUCAGUUACCACCGAGGUGCUUGAGGCAACUCGGAUUGGUAAAAUGGUCAAUGAAUUGCGACGUAAAACUGUGGACAAACAAUUGGCUAAACGUGCAAAAGAACUUGUACAACGAUGGCGUAACUUGAUGAUAAAUAAAGCGGAAGCCAUACAACAGGCAAAGCUGCCGCCUUCCUCGCAAUCCAAUGGCAUGCUUAAUAAUUGUUAUAAAAGACCAAUCACUUCGCCAGAUCAAUGUACAGCACCUCUAAAAAAACCAAAACUAAAUGGAAUAUCCACUCAGAGCUCAACCAUCACGUCUCCACCUGUUAAAAAAUCACCAGAACCUAUAACUAGUCCAGUCAAUGAGCUCGAACAGGACCCAGAACCCGCUCAAGAUCCUCCAGUUCCCAAAAAGCGUGGUCGGAAAAAAGGAGGUAAGAAUUCCUCAAAAUUAGGAAUCAAAACUUCUAACCCUGUAGAUUUAGAGAGAAUGGUAACCAUUGGAUCCAGUAAACUCAAAACCACUCAAGAAAUAAUUGCGUCAUUGCGAAAAGAUGACGAGAAUUAUCAGUUAGAGGAAAAACCACAGACGCCUGUGCAAGAGUUCCAAGACGAGCUGUCUACAACACAGGUUGACAAGGCUAGUCGACCAAAUGUUGCGGAUAUUGAUCGCCAAAUACAGGAAAUAUAUAACAGGUUACCUCCGCUGGAUUUAGGCACUAUAGACUGGAGUUCCCCAACCCCAUCGCCGACACGAUUGCCUCCAUCACCCACUGAUUUAAUCGAUGGAGCUCAAAUCGAAGGCAUUACUGGUAAUUGGGAAAACGAAAAUUUUAGAGAGUGGCAUGAGGUCUUGACUAGGACAAAUGAUACUGGUGAACCGCUUGUCAUACUACCAUACGUGAUAAUUGACUGACAGGGAUAUUUUUUUCUACUAGACUUUGUGAUAAAGACAUUUCAAGUCUUAAUAUUGUAUAUAAUAAAAAGUAACUUUUUAAUUAAACUGUAAAAAGAAAUAUUUAUAAUAUUUACAUAGACAUGUAUCCAAUUACUUAAUGUGUCUUAUGAAAAAAAAGUUCUUUAUAUUUAAUUAUGUGUCUUGUAAUACUGUAAAAAAAAAACCUUUUGUUUAUCCAUGUAUAAUUUAUUAAAACUAAACGUGAAAAUAUCCUUGAUCAAAGUAAUUAAAUGCUUUAUUUUCAAAUAGAAUAUUCAAUUUGAUUCAUUACAUUGGCAAAUUAAGCUAGUCAAAGACCAAGUUUAAUUUAUAAUAAAAUUAAUGUUAUGAAUUGUCUUGUAUUUUUUUUAUAUAUACACACAUAUUAAUAAUAAAUGUGUUUAUGUGUCAGCAAACAGAAACAUUUUGCAUUAAAAUUGCGUAGCAUAUCUGUGCCUUUAUAUUCAUGUAUUUUUUGUAUUAUUAUAUAAUAUAAUAUAUAAUCAAGUUCUCAUCAUAAAAUAUUACAUGAUGUGUGUUACCAUGGUAAUAAUGUCCAAUAACUGUUAAAAGAAAAACUAAUAUUUUGAUCU